AUGAAUGAGGUGUUUAAGCCUUAUAUGAGGAAAUUCAUACUAGUGUUCUUUGAUGAUAUACUAGUCUACAAUCCAGAUGGAAUCACAUAUGAAGCAUCUCCAACUUACUCUAGAGACACUCCAAAGAACCAGCUAUUUGCAAAGCUCAGCAAGUGUUCAUUUGGCCAAGAUAAGUUAGAGUAUUUGGGGCAUAUCAUCUCUGGUGAGGGAGUAUCUGCUGACCCCCUCAAGGUAGACUGCAUGACAAGAUGUACCACUCCUACAUCCAUCAAAGACUUGAGGAGAUUUCUGGGUCUAACAGGGUAUUAUAGAAGGUUUUUCAAGAAUUAUGGCCUCAUUGCAAAACCAUUAACAGAUCUUUUAAAAAAGAAUAACUUACAUUGGGACAACUCAUCUCAAGUUGCUUUUGAAAAAUUGAAGAAGGUUGUCUCCUCCACACCAGUAUAA
Papaver somniferum (opium poppy) is the source of this 447-nucleotide messenger RNA. RefSeq lists its product as uncharacterized. The transcript has a single exon. The coding region runs from base 1 to 447 and encodes 148 amino acids. Lineage: Eukaryota; Viridiplantae; Streptophyta; Magnoliopsida; Ranunculales; Papaveraceae. The record is from RefSeq and is a predicted model, not a curated record.